Pistacia vera is the source of this 1293-nucleotide messenger RNA. RefSeq names its product homoserine kinase. NCBI's taxonomy places the organism in Eukaryota, Viridiplantae, Streptophyta, Magnoliopsida, Sapindales, Anacardiaceae. Gene Ontology annotation, biological process: L-threonine metabolic process. Gene Ontology annotation, molecular function: homoserine kinase activity; ATP binding. The transcript has a single exon. The record is from RefSeq and is a predicted model, not a curated record. Bases 56 to 1165 code for a protein of 369 amino acids.
AUUGUCAUCACUUCUCUUUUCCCUCUGAAGCCCUACCCAUUUUUUCAUUUCUACAAUGGCUGUCUGCUUUUCAUCUCCCGUUAAACUCAAAUCCAUUGAUCAUUUCAUUCUCCUCUUCAAUCCCAAACCUAAAAAUAACACCAACAAACCCAUCUUCAAAUGCAACGCUUCUGUCACCACCACAGCCACCGAACCCCAUCCCCUUUUCACCUCCGUCAAGACUUUCGCCCCCGCCACGGUCGCCAACCUCGGUCCCGGCUUCGACUUCCUCGGAUGCGCCGUUGACGGCCUCGGCGAUUACGUCUCCCUCCGCAUUGACCCCUCUGUCCACCCCGGCGAAAUCUCCAUCUCCGAAAUCUCCGGCCACUCGAAACUCAGCAAAAACCCUCUCUGGAACUGCGCCGGAAUCGCCGCCAUCGCCACCAUGAAAAUGCUGAACAUACGAUCGGUGGGUCUUUCUCUUUCCUUAGAAAAAGGAUUACCAUUAGGAUCGGGGCUAGGAUCCAGUGCCGCGAGUGCCGCCGCAGCUGCAGUGGCCGUGAACGAAAUGUUCGGAAGCAAAUUAAAUUCAGAGGAGUUGGUUUUGGCCGGAUUGGAAUCAGAAGCCAAAGUCUCCGGAUAUCACGCGGAUAACAUUGCUCCCGCAAUCAUGGGAGGUUUCAUUUUAGUUCGAAGUUACGAUCCAUUAGAAUUAAUGAGACUGAGCUUUCCGCAAAACAAGGAGUUAUUUUUCGUGUUAGCUAGUCCGGAAUUUGAAGCGCCCACGAAGAAAAUGCGGGCGGCUUUACCGGCGGAAGUGAUGAUGCCCCACCACGUGUGGAACUGCAGCCAGGCCGGAGCCUUGGUGGCGUCCGUGUUGCAAGGUGAUCUGGCGGGGCUGGGGAAGGCGUUGAGUUCGGAUAAGAUUGUGGAGCCAAAACGGGCUCCUUUGAUACCUGGAAUGGAGGCGGUGAAGAAGGCAGCCAUUAAGGCUGGGGCGUUUGGGUGCACCAUUAGUGGGGCGGGUCCGACGGCAGUGGCAGUGGUGGAGGAUGAAGAGAUGGGGAAGGCGAUUGGCGAGAGGAUGGUGGAGGCGUUUUGGAAAGAUGGAAACUUGAAGGCUGUGGCUGUGGUGAAGAGAUUGGAUAGAAUUGGUGCCAGGCUUGUUGGUAGCAUUCCCAGAUGAACAAAAUUUUAAUUUCUUUGGGUGUGCUUUAGCUGUUCCUGAGGUGGGUAAUAAGCUUGUUAAAUCGUUCAUUCAAUGUAAAAUCAAGUGGGGGUUCUUGAUGAAUGAAUGUUUUUCCUCCUUGUUCA